Molecule: messenger RNA, 1233 nt
Organism: Metopolophium dirhodum (rose-grain aphid)
Lineage: Eukaryota; Metazoa; Arthropoda; Insecta; Hemiptera; Aphididae
Exons: 5
Biological process (GO): sensory perception of smell; detection of chemical stimulus involved in sensory perception of smell
Cellular component (GO): plasma membrane
Molecular function (GO): olfactory receptor activity; odorant binding
Source: RefSeq, a predicted model, not a curated record
AUGGACAUUUGGAACGAAAACAACCAUGUGUACAACAUUAGAUUGGCAAAGCUUUCAGGAGUGUUUCAAUUAUUAAAUACCGCAUCCAUUAAAUUUCUUGGCCGAAAUGUGUACCACAUUUUAAUGACAAUCAUUAUGCUUUUUGUGUGUGCCGUCGCAAUGGUCUUGAUCGUCAGUAGUCCGUACUAUUGGUCGGACGAUAUUCUCGUAGGCGUAGAUUAUGGUUGGAAAGGAAUAGCCGCGUUGUACCUGUCGUUUAAGGUAUGGAACAUCGUCUAUCACUCUGACGACAUAUGGGACUGCUUGACGGUCACGCGGUACGAUUUUACAUCGCAAAGCCUCCGGAACAGACAUAUUUUGGAUCAUUGGCGAGAACGUUCGGUGUGGAUCACGAACAAGAUAGCCAUCAUGUAUCUGAUGGCACUGGUGUUUUUCGCUUGCAAUUCUCUGUUGUUCUGUGACGAUAUAUCGACGGUCAAAAAUCACGACGGUUCGGUCGGCAAUUACCGGCAGAACAUAUUCAAUUUGUAUUUAAUAGUAACCGACGAAACGUACAACGCGCACUACUAUACGUUUUACUUCGUCGAACUGUUCUUCGUCGUCUGCCUUGUAAUGCUGUCCUUCGUAUUCGAUUUUCUUCUGGCGACACUGUGCCUGGCCGUGUCCUGCCAGUUACAAAUGAUUAAAGCCUCGUUCGCGUCUGUCGGAUAUAAAUCACUUAGUGACCCUCAUACACCUAUCAUCGGUAACAAAGAUGAAAGAAAAAAUUUAUCGAACGAACACGAUUUAAUAUAUGACGAGAUAAUAUCAAUUAUAAAGGAUCAUCAAGCAGUUAUGAAGAAAUAUUAUGAAUUAUUAAUUAUAUUCAAACGAUUAAUGUUGUUGCAAGUUUUUUAUUCGUCAAUAUCGCUCAUCGUAAUUUGGGUUAUCUUCAUAAUGAUUUUCAAAACCGAAGAUAAAUUUAUUGCUUCGGAAGUUACAACAGUCAAAAUGAUUUGCGCAAUUCCUACAAUUUCGUAUCAAUUAAUCAUUGUAUGUUAUUUAUUUGACAAUUUACACAAACAAAAAGAUUCAAUCAUAUUCGCAUUGUACAGCAGUAAUUGGACCGAAAUGAAUAUGAAGUGUAAAAAGUUGGUAUUAUUGACAAUGAAAAUUAAUAAUGCUAACCAAAAAAAGUUAAAAUUUACUAGGACGAAAAUUGUAAACUUGGAAUUGUUUUAUAAUGUGAGUACU